ACGGGCAGGGUUCCUUGCGGCUGAAGCGGCCACGCACAAACGCACGCCUCUACGCCUCCAAUUACACCGCACCGCUAGACAGCCGACCCUCCACCUCGCGCCUCCAAAACCUUCCCCCCGUCCUACCCCCUCCCGCCGUCCUAGGGUUCGCGCCGCCGCAGCCAUGGGCUCCUCGCUCCCGCCCAAGGAGGCCAACCUCUUCAAAGUCAUCGUCAAAUCCUAUGAGACUAAGCAAUAUAAGAAGGGGCUGAAGGCUGCAGAUUCCAUAUUGAAAAAGUUUCCAGAGCAUGGUGAAACACUUUCAAUGAAAGGUUUGACACUAAAUUGCAUGGACCGGAAAUCUGAAGCAUAUGAGCUUGUUCGCCGUGGCCUAAAGAAUGAUCUGAAGAGUCAUGUUUGCUGGCAUGUCUAUGGUUUGCUUUACCGAUCAGACAGAGAAUACAGAGAAGCUAUAAAAUGUUAUAGGAAUGCUUUGAGGAUUGACCCAGAUAACAUAGAAAUUUUGCGUGACUUGUCACUUCUCCAGGCACAAAUGAGGGACUUGUCCGGCUUUGUUGAGACUAGACAACAACUUUUGUCGUUAAAGCCAAAUCACCGCAUGAACUGGAUUGGUUUUGCAGUCGCUCAUCAUUUAAAUUCCAAUCCUUCCAAGGCAAUAGAAGUAUUAGAGGCAUAUGAGGGAACACUGGAAGAUGAUUAUCCUCCAGACAAUGAGCGAUAUGAACACAGUGAAAUGCUGCUGUAUAAGAUAUCAUUGUUUGAGGAAUGUGGGAUGCUGGACAGAUCCAUUGAGGAGAUGCAGAAGAAGGAGAGCAGGAUUGUUGACAAGCUAUCAUUCAAAGAACAAAUGGCAUCCGUUUUGUUCAAACUUGGUCGCUUUGACGAAUCUGAGAGAAUAUACAGAUCCCUGCUUUUUAUGAAUCCUGAUAACUACAAAUAUUUUAUAGCUGUGCAAAAGUGCCUUGGCCUAUACUCUGAUAAUGGUCAAUAUUCCGCUGAUGAUGUCGAGCGCUUAAGUGCUAUAUAUAAAUCACUUAAAGAAGAUUAUGCUUGGUCAUCUGCUGUUAAGCGCAUCCCUCUUGAUUUCCUGGAAGGUGAGAAAUUCCAGGAGGCUGCAGACAAUUACAUCAGACCUCUUUUAACAAAGGGUGUGCCUUCAUUGUUUUCUGAUUUAAGUCCAUUGUAUGAACAUCAUGGCAAGGCAAUCAUACUGGAAGAAUUAUUUCUUAAGCUAGAAGAUUCAAUUAGGACCUCUGGAUGCUUUCCUGGAAGUCCACAGAAGGAGCCUCCGUCCACACUAUUGUGGACUAUGUUUCUGAUUUCCCAGCACUACGACAGAAGGGGCCAGUAUGAGAUUGCUUUAAAUAAAAUUGAUGAGGCUAUUUCGCAUACACCAACCGUCAUUGAUUUAUAUUCAGUAAAGGGAAAGAUAUUGCAACAUGCUGGCAAUUGCGCAGCAGCAGCAGCAUUAGCAAAUGAAGCUAGUUUAAUGGAUCUUGCUGAUCGUUAUUUAAACAGCGAAUGUGUUAUGCAGAUGCUUCAGGCUGACCAGGUUGGGCUUGCUGAGAAGACUGCUGUUUUGUUUACCAAAGACGGUGAUCAGCACAACAAUCUUCAUGACAUGCAAUGCAUGUGGUACGAACUUGCUUCUGGUGAGAGUUAUUUUCGUCAAGGUGAUCUUGGCAGGGCCCUAAAAAAUUUCUUGGCAGUUGAAAAGCAUUACGCUGAUAUGACUGAAGAUCAAUUUGACUUCCAUUCGUAUUGCUUACGCAAAAUGACACUUCGGGCGUAUGUUUCUAUGCUGAAGUUUCAAGAUCGUUUGCACGCUCAUGAAUACUUCCACAAGGCUGCAUCAGGAGCUAUCAAGUGCUAUAUGAAACUACAUGAUUCUCCAACAAAAUCAUACGCCGAGGAGAACGAUGAGAUGUCAAAACUGCCACCUGCUCAGAGGAAGAAAUUGAGACAAAAGCAGAAAAAAGCAGAAGCGCGUGCUAAAAGGGAGGCUGAAGAGAAACAGGAGGAUGAAACGGCGGCAUCCAACAGUACGAAAUCUGGAAAGAAACAAAAUGCAAGACCUGUUGAUGUGGAUCCACAUGGUGAAAAAUUACUCCAGAUUGAAGAUCCACUUGCAGAAGCAACAAAAUACUUGAAGCUGCUGCAGAAUAACUCGCCAGGCUCAUUAGAGACCCAUGUACUUUCAUUUGAGCUCAACAUGAGAAAGCAAAAGAUUUUACUUGCUUUUCAGGCUGUUAAACAGCUCAUUAAAUUGGAUGAGAAUGAUCCAGGCAGUCACCGUUGUUUGAUAAGGUUCUUCCACAAGAUAAACAGUCUUCCGGCUCCAGGGACUGAUUCUGAGAAGCUAAUUUGGAAUGUUUUGGAAGCUGAACAACCGGACAUAAGGCAAUUACACGGGAAGUCUCUUAUUGAAGUAAACAGAAGUUUCCUUGAAAAACACAAUGCUUCGUUGACGCACAGAGCAGCAGCUGCUGAAAUGAUGUAUCUCUUGGAGCCAGAUAAGAAGAUGGAGGUGAUUAAAUUAAUCGAAGAUUCAACAAAUAAUACAAAUAAUACAGCGUCAGGAAAUAAUGUGCUUGGUCCUGUGAAAGAAUGGCAGAUUCAAGAUUGUAUUGAUGUUCAUAAAUUGCUGGAGACAGUCUUUGGCGAUCAGGAUUUUGCAAAUAGGUGGAAGGCACGAUGUGCAGAAUAUUUUCCAUACUCGUCCUACUUUGAAGGCAUAAAGAGUGCUAUUGCAGCGUAUUCUGUCGACAAUAGUCUCAAGAAUUCACCAGUAAAUGGAAUUGCCUCAAACCCACAAUCGAAACCAAAAGAGGGAGAGGCAUGCAGUUUGAAUGGGACUGUGCAUAUUGUGGAUGAUAUGAGCAGCAUAAGCAUUCGGUAAUGUAUCUACAAGUCGCUGUCUGGUUACAUCUGGAACAGAACAUAUUUGAGAACUGGAGAGUCGGUGCCCAAUUAACCGAAGUGCACACAAACACAAGAGUUCUAGAGGGGAACAAAGUGCCCGGGUGCAAUGAGUAACUUCUCGGUGCAUUUCACUUGAAGAGUAUAUACUUGAUUGGGAGCUGAGGUCUCUUCAGUCUGGUGAUCAUCUCAGUUCCAGCUUGUACCUUUUGUUGCCAUUUUGUAGACAGUAAAAGAAUAACCUUUCAUCCCAGUUACUAUAAGUUGCGCCGGCGUUUGUUGCCUGGUAGCAUCAGGGUGAUGAUUCAUUUUGAAGCAGCGCAUCAUGGAUUCAUUGUGUGGUUGGUUCUCGUAUCCCGUAAUGCUCGCGCACUCUUCUUGUUACUACAAAAUUUUGGCAUAAAACAGGUGUAUAAGCUUAAACCUUUUUGAAUUAUGACUUAAGGUCCUUGGGAUAGUUUCGUGUAUCGGGGGAGUCGCCUUAGGCCUUUUGCUUUUGGAACUUUUGGUCCUCUGCGUUGUAAAUUAGUCAGUUUAAUCUUGGGCAGUGAAAUUGUAUCAGUUGUCUUGAAAAAUAAUGAUCAACGUUAACACAGUGUGUU
This is a messenger RNA of Phragmites australis (common reed), 3521 nucleotides long. RefSeq names its product N-terminal acetyltransferase A complex auxiliary subunit NAA15-like. Gene Ontology annotation, cellular component: cytoplasm. NCBI's taxonomy places the organism in Eukaryota, Viridiplantae, Streptophyta, Magnoliopsida, Poales, Poaceae. The record is from RefSeq and is a predicted model, not a curated record. The transcript has 26 exons. Gene Ontology annotation, molecular function: protein binding; protein-N-terminal amino-acid acetyltransferase activity. Gene Ontology annotation, biological process: N-terminal peptidyl-methionine acetylation. The coding region runs from base 164 to 2899 and encodes 911 amino acids.